Messenger RNA from Aethina tumida (small hive beetle), 2482 nucleotides. RefSeq names its product glucose dehydrogenase [FAD, quinone]-like. The record is from RefSeq and is a predicted model, not a curated record. The transcript has 2 exons. NCBI's taxonomy places the organism in Eukaryota, Metazoa, Arthropoda, Insecta, Coleoptera, Nitidulidae. The coding region runs from base 205 to 2163 and encodes 652 amino acids. Gene Ontology annotation, molecular function: oxidoreductase activity, acting on CH-OH group of donors; flavin adenine dinucleotide binding.
UGGUGCAUUUUCCUGAACUUUCUCAAAAUUGUCCGGUGGUUGUGGUAAGCCGGUGACGCGAAAGAACUGGCGCAGUGGAAGGGUGGACGCUGACGUCCUGCUGAAACAUUUGAUCUUAAUUCCCGUUAAACGAUUCUGUGUCGUGGGCCCGUUUGGAAGGUGGUCGAAGUGGAUUGAUUUGUUUUGUUUUUUUUUUUUUGAACCAUGUCUUGGAUACCGCCAAACAUAGCAGAAGCGUGCCAAGUCUACACGACGAUCACGAACUGCGGCCCAUCGACGUUCCUCUUCCUUCAGCUGGUGACGGAGCUGUUUGGAUGGUCGAGAGAUAAUCGGAGGCAGAUCGGCGGUUUCUCAGGGUUCGAUCAUGAUUUCAAUCAGUUUUUGAGCCACAAUAAUUUCGACAGUUUUGACACGGAACACGGGGAAAUUGAAGAUAACGAAUACGACUUCAUCGUUGUUGGUGCGGGCAGUGCGGGGUGCGUGGUCGCCAACCGGUUGACGGAAGUGAAGAAAUGGAGGGUACUGCUUUUGGAAGCGGGAGAUGAAGAACCAGAAGUCGCCGAGGUCCCCGCUUUCGCCCCGGUGCUUCAAAGGUCCAGCAUUGACUGGGGAUACGAGACUCAACCGCAGCCCAAGGCAUGCCUCGCCCGCCAAAAUGGACGAUGCAGCUGGGCAAGGGGACGAGUCAUGGGAGGAUCAUCCACCAUAAACUACUUGAUCUACAUUCGUGGUAUUCCGAGGGACUACAACGAAUGGGCCGAAAUGGGCAACAAGGGUUGGUCCUUUGAGGAAGUGCUGCCGUACUUCAUUAAGUCCGAGGAUAACCGCAAUCCCGACAAGGUCGAUCCACACUUCCAUGGAGUGCACGGAUAUCAAAGUGUUGAAGUGUUCCCCUACCAGGACCACGUAACACUCAGCGUAUUAAAAGGAUACUCCGAGUUGGGAUUGCCGAUCGUAGAUCAGACUUCUGACGACGUUAUUGGUGCCAGUUUGUUGCAGCACACCACCCGAGAUGGGGAAAGAUUCAGCACUAACGCCGCGUUCAUCAGACCUAUUAGAAACAAGAGAAAGAAUUUGGUUGUUCAAACUAGGGCGGAAGUUACUAGAGUUUUGAUUGACCCCAAUUCCAAAACAGCAUUUGGCGUCGAAUACAUGAGAAACGGCAGAGUUAUUCAAGCUAAAGCGAGGAAGGAAGUAAUAAUGUCAGCUGGAUCUUUGAAUUCCCCUAAAAUCCUUAUGUUGAGUGGAGUGGGACCUAGGGAUCACUUACAAAGUCACGGUAUCCAAACAAUUAAGGAUCUGGCAGUCGGUUUCAAUUUGCAAGAUCACACAACAAUUGACGGUGUUAUUUUUGCUUUAACUAAUCACUCCGCAACAACAGCCAGCGAUGAACAACAACGCCAAGAUAUCUAUAGUUACAGAGAAACACACAGAGGUCCUCUGGCUUCAACAGGAGCACUUCAAGCGAACGCUAUGGUACAAACCAAAUACGAACAAUAUCACGACGCCCCUGAUAUCCAGUACUCUAUGGACUCUGUAAACGUGCAAAACUUCUUAACUGACCCAAUUCUCACGGCUCAAACUGCAGUAACACCAUUAGCUUACUACGACGGCCUUAUGGUGAGACCAAUUCUUUUGAGCCCCAAGAGCAGAGGAGUGGUCAGAUUAAACGACUCAGAUCCAGUUUACGGUGCGCCCCUGAUUCACCCGAAUACAUUCACCGAAGAAAUCGAUUUAUUAAGAAUGGUCGAAGGCAUUAAACAAGUUUUAAAUUUGUUGGGUACUCAUUCCAUGCAAAAAAUUGGGGCCUCAUUAGCAACAACUCCGUUGCCAGCCUGUCAGUACAUUCCGUUUGGUAGUGAUGAGUACUGGGCCUGCGUGGCACAGUCGUAUACCACCACGAUUUUCCAUCCAGUUGGUACUUGUAAAAUGGGACCGAAAAGUGAUCCCACUGCUGUUGUAGAUCCUCGUCUUAAAGUGUACGGAAUUAACGGUUUAAGAGUCAUCGAUGCUUCGAUUAUGCCUAAAAUAAUCAGAGGAAAUACCAACGCUCCUACAAUUAUGAUUGCGGAGAAAGGUUCCGACAUGAUAAAGGAAAAGUGGCUAGGAAAAAUUGGUUUCUCCACCGAUUUCGAUGGAGAUGACUUUAAAUUUGACUUCUAGCUUACGUGCCUACGCUUUUAAUGCAUUCAUAGUCUGUUUCAUUCAGAGUAUUCCAUUCAUCUCAAUUGUAUAAGUUUUAGGUUUACAUAUUUGCUCGUAUUACAAUUAUUAAUAUAUACCAUACGUUUAAAAUUACUCUUUAAAUUGUUCAUUUUUUAAUUCUCUCCUGGUAUAUAUUAAUAGUACUAAAUAAGUAGGGUAUGAUACAUUGUGUCAAUUUGAUAGAUGUAAAACUGUAACUAUUGUAAUAUAUUUAUGUAGUGUAAGAUAACAAUUUUAUUACCUCAAGUCAUAAUGUAACAAUAAAUUAUGAAUUUUA